AUGUCUCAUAUCUUUAACAAAGUCAAGGAUGCCGUGUCCGAGAUGGUUCAUGACGACACUGGUCACUCUGGCAGCAACAGCAACCAAUCCUAUAACAAUAAUGGGUCCACCAACAGCAACUACAACUCUGGUGUUAAUGAUAACAUCUCCAGCUCUGGCAACAACAAUUCCUUGCAGUCCGGCAACUACGGAUCCAAUGUGAACAGCCAGGGCAACUAUCAGUCCGAUAACUAUGGUGCCUCGAAUGCCUAUGGGCCUGACAGCAACAAUCAUUACAAGUCCAGCUCCAACAACUAUGGCUCUGACAACUAUAGCGCUGGUAAUAACUCCGGAUCUAACAACUCCGGAUCCAACACAAGCUCCUAUGGCUCCAACCGUAUCCAUAAUCAGGACUUUGGGGAUGGUCCUACUGGCAAUAGCAACUACAACAACAUGGGGUCUGACUCUGGCCAGUAUUAUUCCAAAGGCAGUCGCAAGAUCAACAGCGCUGGGCGCAAUAUCAGCUCCCAAUACCAGAGUGGCAGCGACACGAUUAACAGCAUGCGAGGCAACCAAUACUGA
Molecule: messenger RNA, 561 nt
Organism: Aspergillus clavatus NRRL 1
Lineage: Eukaryota; Fungi; Ascomycota; Eurotiomycetes; Eurotiales; Aspergillaceae
Exons: 3
Coding region: 1-561 (186 amino acids)
Source: RefSeq, a predicted model, not a curated record